GGCCGGAAGUGGCGGUUACUAAGGCGACACCAAGCGGCAGGCCCAGCUUUUCAGAGUUUCAGAGAAGUUUCUGGUGCCAGCUUCUGCCAUGUCUUCCCCCAAAGGAAGUAAAGGCCGUAAGAUAAAGCUCUCCAGCUUCGUCCAAAAGGUACCGCUGGAGGUGCCGUCCCCGGCAGAGCAUGACUGGCCUAAGGACGACGAAGAGGAUUUUGCCUUCAAAGAUUCAGAGCAGGAGCUGGACUUCCUGCCUCAGCCUUACCGAAUGAUCAACAAGAUGGUGAACCUGCUCUUUGACCAGACUUGGGAAGUGAUCAUGAGGAAGGAUGUGGUGAGGGAAGCAGAGCAGGGCCAGGCCCCGCUUGCCACCAGCUUCCCUCCGCUCAUAGAAAGCAAGCUCAACAAAAUGCCAAACUGUAUGGCUGUUUCCCAAGACUAUGUGUUCAUUGGAGGAGCCAAAGGGUUCUCCAUCUAUAAUCUGUAUGAUGCUAAACGGCUAUACGUCUGGGAGAAACUUAAGGUUGACGUCACUUCCAUCUGGGCUGCAGAUUUGGGGAAUGAAAUACUUAUUGCUCCCGUGGAUGAAAUGGGUAUUGCUAGACUGUUUUAUUUUUAUAAGGAUGGUCUUUUCCUAAUCAAAGCCAUCAAUGAAGUGGAUGAUACCAGCAAGCAAACCACCUGUCUGAAGAUGGAGAUCUCUCACGGAGGGGACUUCGCAGCCUUCCUCCUACAAGGCGCCGGAGAUAUUUGGCUGGAUGUGUAUAAAUUGCCCAAGGAGUCUUGGGUCAAGGAAGUGGAGCACCCCCAACCUGCUAUAAAUCCAAAGAAGAAAGUCAAGCAGCUGCAACUGAAUACUCUUGAUUCCGUGACUUCAGAGAAUUUGGAAACGGAUGUAAACAUUUGUUUUAGAGGAGACAUUAAGUUGAGUCCUCCAGUUCACAUCAUGAAGAUCAAACCACCCAAACCAGUUACAGGUACCACCUUUAAGAGCCCCCUGGAAGUCUUUGCAAGGAUAGAGGACUGCUACGGGCUGGGCUCAGGGCAGAACCACUUCAUCAAGGACAUUCAGUGGGAGCAGCAGGCGGCCAUCUUCAAAGCCUCGUUCAAGAAGUACCUGGAUGGGGAGUGGGAGGAGGAGCGGCUCAGUACGGCCACGUUCUACUUCCUCCUUCCUAGCUGCAUAACCGCCACGCCAGCGGACGUCAAGAGCUCCCCAGGGGUAGCCUGUGUCCUUGGCAUACACUGGACUGGAAGUCACAACUUCUUCCUCUAUUCACUUAACCGAACUCUCAAGGAUAAAGUCGACCCGGAGGGCGUGUGGCCCUGUGCCGCGCCCAUCACCGCCUCGCGGCUCAGCUUCGGCUGCUCCUACCUGGUGCUGGCCUGUGAGGACGGCGUGCUCACGCUGUGGGACCUGGCCGAAGGUUUCCCUCUUGGGGUCGUCGCUCUUCCCGAGGAAUGUUCCUGCCAGAGCAUUCACUUCCUAAAACACUACUUGGUCCACGAGGGACAGAACGUGUAUCCUGAGGCGCCUGUGAAGUCCCAGAUGCAAUGUGUGGUGCUGUGCACAGACUCCUCCCUCUAUCUGGUGACGGCCAGGGGGGCCCGGGAACCCACCAUCAGUGUGCUGGUUGAGAGCCCCGUAAAGAACCUGGAUGAAGCCAUCUGUGCAGUGGCCCCGGUCCCAGCCUUACCCGGCGUGGUGCUGACCUUUUCCAGGAAUGGCUCCGUGCAGCUCAUGGAUGUGGCCAAGCCUCAGGUUAUCUGUGCCUUUGCUCCACCCAGAACCUACUGUCUGGCAGUGCCCUGGAAGCCCGUGUUUGUCGUGCCUUUGGAUCACCCGUGUUUCCUGCUCCGAGGGGACCAUCCUGACGAAAUUGAAUCCGAGGACGCCAAGGACAUCCAGAAUUCUAUUUUCUAUUUUAAUCUCAAGGCCUAUCCACUCCUGGAAAACAUCUGUAACCCUGGCACCGUUCCGCAAACGGACAUGACCGAUAGCAUGGCCUUCGCCCAGGCGCUGCCCUUGGAGAAAAGAUGCGAGAUCUUCCUCCAGAAGAGGUUCCAGAAGCUGGAGAAGAAGGUGAAGGAGCAGGAGCACGGGAUGCGGCUCCGCAGGUACUCCCUGCUUCUCCAGAGAGAGACCUCCAGGAAGUGACGCGCUCGCUCACCAGCCUGGGACAGGCCGGCUCCGCCCCGGGAUGCUCUGGGGUCCAGGGACAAGGUGACGGAGGGCUGCCACUCAGGAGGCCCCAGGGCCCCGGCGGGCAGUCUGGGACCUCAGCAACGGGAAAGGGGUGACCCGGGGAGCCUGCAACCCUAAGCCGCUUGUCAGAGCCCCCGGCUGGGCACACGUCACCCCAAUAAACAGUGAUAAUGUC
Molecule: messenger RNA, 2375 nt
Organism: Hyaena hyaena (striped hyena)
Lineage: Eukaryota; Metazoa; Chordata; Mammalia; Carnivora; Hyaenidae
Gene: WDR93
Product: WD repeat domain 93
Exons: 17
Coding region: 89-2152 (687 amino acids)
Biological process (GO): electron transport chain
Molecular function (GO): protein binding
Source: RefSeq, a predicted model, not a curated record